Hansenula anomala is the source of this 417-nucleotide messenger RNA. It is a transcript of the gene ABF2, whose product is annotated as DNA-binding protein ABF2. Lineage: Eukaryota; Fungi; Ascomycota; Saccharomycetes; Phaffomycetales; Wickerhamomycetaceae. The annotation marks the transcript as partial. The transcript has a single exon. The record is from RefSeq and is a predicted model, not a curated record.
AAAAGACCAAUCACAGCAUAUGCUGCUUAUGUUUCUGAUUAUUACAAACAAUACAAACCAGCAGGUUCUGCUGUUGAUUUUGCACAAGAAAUGGCUGCAAAAUGGCGCACUUUGAGUGAUGCUGCUAAACAACCAUUUUAUGAAAUUAACAAACAAGAUUCUGAAAGAUACCAUGCUGAAGUGGAUGCCUAUGAGAAGACUUUACCCCCAAAAAGACCUUCAAAUUCAUUUAUCUUAUAUUUGCUUGAUCACAGGGCUGAUUUCGUAAAGGAGAACCCAGGAGCUUCUAUGGUUGAAGUGGGCAAAAUUGCUGGUGCAGCAUGGAAGAAAUUAUCUGACGCUGAAAAGAAACCAUACCAAGAUGCCUUUGCAAAAGCUAAAGCUGAGUAUGAAGCAAAGCACAAGUCAUCAGAUUGA